CCGGUUGUACGCGGGCGGAGCGCGGGGAGCCCGAGCAGCCCGAGGCGGCGGCCGCACCGCCGCCCUCCCGGCCGCCCGCCCGGCCGCCAACGCGGGCACGAAGAGCGCGGCCGGCCGGCGCCACCCCGCCCCGGGGUGCGGCCAGGGCCGCCCGAGAACCCUGCCCGGCGGCGUCCCCAGCGGCCGCCCCUAAGUUGGCCGCGCGAAACUUUUCCCCCGCGCGCCUGGGCGCCACCCCCGCCGAGACCCGCCGCCCGUGGGAGUGAAGGGGGGGGAGAAGCCCUCGGCUCCCUCCCCCCCCCCCCCGCCGCCCGGCCUCCCGUCGGGGCGCAGCCGGGCGCGGCGGCGGCGGGGCCCCGGGCGAUGGCCGCGGAGCUGGCGAUGGGCGCCGAGCUGCCCAGCAGCCCGCUGGCCAUCGAAUACGUCAACGACUUCGACCUGAUGAAGUUCGAGGUGAAGAAGGAGCCGCCCGAGGCCGAGCGCUUCUGCCACCGCCUGCCGCCCGGCUCGCUGUCCUCGACGCCGCUCAGCACGCCUUGCUCCUCCGUGCCCUCCUCGCCCAGCUUCUGCGCGCCCAGCCCGGGCACCGGCGGCGGCGGCGGCGGCGCGGGGGGCGGCGGCGGCGCGGCGCAGGCCGGGACCGCCCCGGGGUCGACGAGCGGGGGCCCGGGCGCCGUCGGGGGCGCCUCGGGGAAGCCGGCGCUGGAGGAUCUGUACUGGAUGAGCGGCUACCAGCACCACCUCAACCCCGAGGCGCUCAACCUGACGCCCGAGGACGCGGUGGAGGCGCUCAUCGGCAGCGGCCACCACGCCGGGCACCACGGCGCGCACCACCCGGCGGCCGCCGCGGCCUACGAGGCUUUCCGGGGCCAGGGCUUCGCGGGCGGCGGCGGCGGCGGCGCGGACGACAUGGGCGCGGGCCACCACCACGGCGCGCAUCACGCCGCGCACCACCACCACGCCGCGCACCACCACCACCACCACCACCACCACCACCACGCCGGCGCGGGCCACCACUCCGGCGCGGGCCACGGCGGCGGCGGCGCGGGCCACCACGUGCGCCUGGAGGAGCGCUUCUCCGACGACCAGCUGGUGUCCAUGUCGGUGCGCGAGCUGAACCGGCAGCUGCGCGGCUUCAGUAAGGAGGAGGUCAUCCGGCUGAAGCAGAAGCGGCGCACGCUCAAAAACCGCGGCUACGCGCAGUCCUGCCGCUUCAAGCGGGUGCAGCAGCGGCACAUUCUGGAGAGCGAGAAGUGCCAGCUCCAGAGCCAGGUGGAGCAGCUGAAGCUGGAGGUGGGGCGCCUGGCCAAGGAGCGGGACCUGUACAAGGAGAAAUACGAGAAGCUGGCGGGCCGGGGUGGCCCCGGGGGCGCGGGCGGGGCCGGCUUCCCGCGGGAGUCCUCGCCGCCGCAGGCCGGGCCGGGCGCGGCCAAGGGCGCCCCCGACUUCUUCCUGUGAGCGCCGGGCCCGAGCCCGCGCCGCCGCCGCCGCCGGCCAGAGGCUCGGACUCCGCGCUCGGGCAGGCCCCGCGCGCCCCGCCGCCGCGUCCGCAGGCGCCGGACCGGAGCCCCCCCACCCCCACCCCCCCCGUCUCGCCGCGCGGCGCCCCCUGCCUUCCCGGCUCGCCGUCCGGACGUGGCCGCGGCCGCUGUGCGCGCGGGGCGCGGGGCUUCCCAGGAAAGUUGAGCCGGAUCGAACUUCCUUCCAGGCGUCCGCUUGUACAUACGCCGAGCGCGGUUCCCCGCCGGACGCCGCCCCGCGCGACCCCGCCCCCCCCCCCCCCCCCCGCCUGUCUUUGCCGCCCCACCUUCUUGCCCUUUUUUACUACUCCUUUUUAAAGCGAUCUUAUUUUCGAAGUAUCUCUAUUUAUUUUGCUCGGUGAUUAGGAAAGAAAACCCCGGAGGAAGCCCCCUCGUUCCCGGCCGGGGUCCGCCCUCGGACGUCCGCGUGUCCCAGCAUGUGUCGCUCGCUCGCUCGGAGGGGCCCGGUCCCUGCCUGCCCUCCUGCCCGCCUGCCCCCCACCCUGCCACCGGCGUCCCCUAGAGAUUGAAGCCAAGGAGUAUUACCUAUGCCGUGUUCAGUCCUGCUGCCCUACAGUACUCACGGGGGGGGGGGGGGGAGGGGGGGGUCGCCGCGCUCUGCGGGUGGGGGCUGGCCCGGACCCCCUGCUGAUAUUUCUCUAUGCACCAGAUCGUAUUUAUGACUCCUGGGGAAAUAUAUCUUAUUUUAAUCUUCAAGAGAAGUGAAAGAGAAGAAAAAAAAAAAAAAAAGUAAUGCACAGUAUUUCUAGCAAAAAAAAAAAAAAUUUUUUUUUUUAAGAGGAGGUUUCAGCCUGAACCUCCCGGCAUGGGGGCGAGUGAAGAAAGUGUUUUUAUUUUAAUUUAAAUUGUGUUUCGUUUUGUUUGUGGAAUCUUUUAAAAAGCCCCAGUGGCUUUUUGGACUAGCCCGCGGAGAGGAGGUAGCGUGGCCACUGGCGAUGUGAGCCCUGCAGACCUCCAGGCCCCUGGGCACCCGCGAGGCCUGCGCUCCCCCCGGGGCCUGCUCCCGCCCGGCGCUCUGAGCAGAGACGCCGUAAGUCGUUCAAAGUUUUCUUGUGUUGUUGGGUUUUGUUGGAUCAUUUUUUCAUUUGCUACGAAGUUGAGGAAAGGGGGGAAAACACACAAAAUAAAUCCGUUUAGAU
Molecule: messenger RNA, 2680 nt
Organism: Neofelis nebulosa (Clouded leopard)
Lineage: Eukaryota; Metazoa; Chordata; Mammalia; Carnivora; Felidae
Gene: MAFA
Product: MAF bZIP transcription factor A
Exons: 1
Coding region: 364-1458 (364 amino acids)
Biological process (GO): retinal rod cell development; regulation of transcription by RNA polymerase II
Cellular component (GO): nucleus
Molecular function (GO): DNA-binding transcription factor activity, RNA polymerase II-specific; RNA polymerase II cis-regulatory region sequence-specific DNA binding
Source: RefSeq, a predicted model, not a curated record